AUGGGUGAACUUGAGCAUCGGCGGGUCAAAUGUUUCUACGCACGCACAAACAAAACAUUUGGUUUCAAGAGGCAAAUUACCAAACAGGAACGUCGGCAACGUUUUCUGCGCAAUGCAAGUUUGAAAGAAAAGCGGCAACGUGAAGCUUCGGAACAUUCAGCGGACGGCGCACCAGACCCCAAGUGUUACCGCCAAAGUAGCGCCCACUCAAUUCCGAACAUUGUUGACGACCCUCUCCCAAAUAUUACGCCAAAAGAUCACUAUCAAAUUUCCGACUCGGCAAAAUCAUUCGAGCGUAUUCCGAAGUUUCUGUCAGAAAAUGCGGGUGACCCCGCACUUCGUAAUUUUAUGCCUUUGCUCAAAGAACAUCUUCUGGCACGAAUUCUGGGUACCAAGAACAAUGACAACACCUUCACGGAUCAAGAUCUAUCAACAAUCCGAUUUGAACACGACAGACUCUACAAACACAGGACCUUACGCAUAAAUUACACCAGCUAUGACAUGCGGUGA
Messenger RNA from Laccaria bicolor S238N-H82, 510 nucleotides. RefSeq lists its product as uncharacterized. The transcript is spliced from 3 exons. Bases 1 to 510 code for a protein of 169 amino acids. The record is from RefSeq and is a predicted model, not a curated record. Lineage: Eukaryota; Fungi; Basidiomycota; Agaricomycetes; Agaricales; Hydnangiaceae.